CCCCAUAUCGAGUUGGCCGUGGGACGCCGUUCAGUUGAGUUUUGGUUACUGCCGCCAACGGUUAUCGAGCUGAAAGUGAGCGCGUGUCGAGCUUUUUUGGUGCCCAGUUGUUUGGGCCAGCUUCGUGGGCGACUGGAUUGGCAGCAAGCAUAAACAAACGAAGUGCGAAAUUGCUCGGAAAUCAGCUAAUUGACACUACGGACAUGCGACGGCCAGACUUUGGCCAAAUUUGGCCUGGCCAAAAGGAAGCGGAAGCACUGCGGCCGCAAAAUACAUUGUAAACUGCUAACUGCUAAACUGCAGGGGAAGUGUAGCGAAUAGUGUGCGAAUGGAAGUCGAGUAAAAAUCAAGCAACUCGAAUAGAUAUAUAUACAUAUAUAUCUUUAUAUCCCUGCGGGAGUCGCUCCCCCGUGUGUGUGUCGGUGUGCAUUUGUGUGUGUGUGCCAGGAGUUGGGCUGGGCAAAUAAGUGCUCGUGCUCUGGUUUUUUAGCCAGUUUAUCUUAAGGCGAAAUACUGUAAAAAAUUGUAAAAUGGAUUUACGUUUCGUAUUCAUCGUUUUCCUGCUCAAGUGGACCCAUGCACAAGGAUCCCAUCCGCCGCGGAUAGUGGAGCAUCCCAUAGAUACGACAGUGCCGCGACACGAGCCAGCCACGCUUAAUUGCAAAGCCGAGGGCAGCCCCACGCCCACCAUCCAGUGGUACAAGGAUGGGGUGCCCCUGAAGAUCCUGCCGGGCUCCCACCGCAUCACCCUGCCAGCCGGCGGAUUGUUUUUCCUCAAGGUUGUCAAUUCACGUCGCGAAACAGAUGCGGGCAUCUACUGGUGCGAGGCGAAGAACGAACUGGGCGUGGCAAGGAGUCGGAACGCCACGUUGCAAGUGGCGGUUCUCCGCGAUGAGUUCCGCCUGGAGCCGCAGAACACACGGAUCGCCCAGGGCGAUACCGCCCUCCUCGAGUGCGCCGCCCCUCGGGGAAUCCCCGAGCCUACAGUCACCUGGAAGAAGGGCGGCCAGAAAUUGGAUUUGGAGGGCUCGAAGCGAGUACGCAUCGUUGACGGCGGCAAUUUGGCCAUCCAGGAUGCCCGCCAGACUGACGAGGGUCAGUACCAGUGCAUAGCCAAGAAUCCUGUCGGGGUGCGCGAGUCCUCGCUGGCCACACUCAAAGUGCACGUCAAGCCGUACAUCAUCCGGGGUCCGCACGAUCAAACGGUUUUGGAGGGUGCCUCGGUGACCUUUCCCUGUCGAGUGGGUGGUGACCCCAUGCCGGACGUACUGUGGCUGCGCACUGCCUCGGGUGGCAACAUGCCACUGGAUCGCGUGAGUGUCCUGGAGGAUCGCAGUCUGAGACUGGAGAGGGUCACCAUUGCGGAUGAAGGCGAGUACAGUUGCGAGGCGGAUAAUGUUGUGGGUGCCAUCACCGCGAUGGGAACUUUGACUGUUUACGCCCCCCCGAAAUUCAUCCAACGUCCAGCGAGCAAGUCCGUGGAACUCGGCGCCGACACGUCCUUCGAGUGUCGAGCUAUAGGAAACCCAAAGCCCACCAUCUUCUGGACCAUCAAGAACAACAGCACGCUGAUAUUUCCGGGAGCCCCGCCCUUGGAUCGCUUUCACAGCCUCAACACCGAGGAAGGGCACUCGAUACUCACGUUGACCAGGUUCCAAAGAACGGACAAGGAUCUGGUCAUCCUGUGCAACGCCAUGAACGAGGUGGCCAGCAUUACCUCACGGGUGCAGCUGAGCCUGGACUCACAAGAGGACCGACCACCGCCGAUCAUAAUCUCCGGUCCGGUUAAUCAAACCCUACCCAUCAAGUCCCUGGCCACACUCCAGUGCAAGGCCAUCGGUCUGCCCAGUCCCACUAUUUCCUGGUAUCGCGAUGGAAUACCAGUGCAACCCAGUUCCAAGCUGAACAUUACCACGUCUGGGGACUUGAUCAUAUCGGACCUCGAUCGCCAACAGGAUCAAGGCCUAUACACCUGCGUGGCCAGCUCGCGGGCAGGGAAGUCCACUUGGAGUGGUUUCCUCCGGAUAGAGUUGCCCACCAAUCCGAAUAUUAAGUUCUACAGAGCCCCGGAGCAGACUAAGUGUCCCAGUGCCCCGGGCCAACCGAAAAUUCUGAACGCCACUGCCUCGGCACUGACCAUUGUUUGGCCCACCAGUGACAAGGCGGGUGCAUCGUCGUUCCUGGGCUAUAGUGUGGAGAUGUACUGCACCAAUCAGAGCAGGACUUGGAUACCCAUUGCAUCGCGUUUGAGUGAGCCGAUUUUCACGGUAGAGAGUUUGACACAGGGAGCGGCGUACAUGUUCAUUGUUCGAGCGGAAAACUCCCUGGGCUUCUCACCACCCUCCCCCAUCUCGGAACCCAUUACGGCGGGAAAACUUGUGGGCGUGCGGGAUGGUAGUGAAAGCACCGGGACCUCACAGCUCCUCCUCAGCGAUGUGGAGACCCUGCUGCAGGCCAACGAUGUAGUGGAGCUACUGGAGGCCAAUGCCAGUGAUUCGACGACCGCUCGACUGUCUUGGGACAUAGACAGUGGUCAGUACAUCGAGGGCUUCUAUCUGUACGCCCGGGAGCUGCACUCCUCCGAGUACAAAAUGGUUACACUGCUCAACAAGGGUCAGGGCCUGAGCUCCUGCACGGUGCCUGGACUGGCGAAGGCCUCCACGUACGAGUUUUUUCUUGUGCCAUUUUACAAGAGCAUCGUAGGCAAGCCCUCGAACUCGCGACGCAUGAGAACUUUGGAAGAUGUUCCGGAGGCGCCGCCUUAUGGCAUGGAAGCCAUCCAAUUCAAUCGCACCUCGGUCUUCUUGAAGUGGCUACCUCCACAACCAAAUCGGACUCGCAACGGCAUCCUCACCAGCUACAAUGUGGUCGUCAAAGGCCUGGACGUGCACAAUACGACGCGGAUAUUCAAAAAUAUGACCAUAGACGCGGCCACGCCCACCCUGCUCCUGGCCAACCUCACCACAGGAGUCACCUACUAUAUCGCAGUGGCGGCUGCCACGCGGGUGGGAGUCGGGCCCUUCAGCAAGCCCGCCGUGCUCCGCAUCGAUGCACGCACCCAAUCCCUGGACACUGGCUACACGAGAUACCCCAUCAGUCGUGAUAUUGCCGAUGACUUUUUAACGCAGACCUGGUUUAUCGUCCUGCUGGGCUCCAUCAUUGCCAUAAUUGUGUUUCUAUUGGGCGCAUUGGUUCUAUUCAAGCGCUACCAAUUUAUCAAGCAGACCUCGCUGGGCAGUUUACAUGGCAAUCACGCAAUCGGAACCGUGCGAAAGUUUCCAACAUUGCCGCUAAAUGGAGGCGGAGCCGUCGGUGCCGGUGGCUCAAAUUCGACAGCCGCAGCUGGGCAGGGUGGGCAUGGCCUGUGGAUCGAUCCCACCAGCGGCGUUUGGCGACAGGCAGCGGGCGGCGGCAAUCCUGGCGGAGUGGGCUCGUGUUCGACAAAGGAGCAACUUCCGGGAUACGCACAGGCCACCGCCCAACAAGGACAACAGCCCACGCUGCUCCCCGAUUACGAGAGACUAUCGCCGCUGAAUAUGCCCGAUUACGCGGAAGUCGCCUGCUCGACAUUCAAAAGCCCCACCCAUGGAGCACCACCGAUGGGUGGUGGUGGCCAGUCGGCCUCCCUGUACGACAGCUGUGGGGCAUACGCCACCACCAAUGUGGUGGCCAAUGUGAAGCUCUACCAGAACCGCUAUGCGACAAAGCCGAGCCAGAACAGCGGCAGCAAUAACAACAAUCACCAGGGCAAUGACUACCAGUCGACCGGGAUGUACUCCGCUCCACCGAGCGCCCACUACGGAUGCCUGGAGCCGAAGCAGCAGCAGCAGCAGCAGCCCAAUCUGAUGACCACCUCCACGGCCAGCACGGCCAUCCUGACGAACUCGCCGGCCAAGGUGAAGAAGAUCAACAUAACCGAGAACAAAAUGGAUCAGCUGGAGGGCAAGCCGGAGCGGACGAACCCGUUCAACCAGCAGCAGCAGCUCCUCCUGGCCAGCAACGCCCUGAAGCAGGGACUGGGCGCCUACGCCAACACCACCUUGGCGGCCCAGAUGGCCAGUGGAGGUGGAGCGGGCACCUUGAGGCGCCAGCGGCAGCCCAAAACGCUUUACAAAAGCGAGAACAAUAUACUGGGCAAGUCUGGUCUGCGGCAGAACACCAUGAAUGCGAGUGUGGGUGCUCCCAGCAACGGGCAGAUGGACUUCCUGACCGGCGGGCCUCCGUCGGAGGGCGGAGACUUCUCCGGACUGGGCCUCUGCAACUCCACCAACCAGCUGCUCAACGACUGGGCCUCCAGUGCCUCGAUCGCAGCUCCCGGGGAUUAUCAUUUCGGCAGCAAGCAGCCCAGCAAGCAGCACCUCUACGUGAAGGCCAAGGACGGCACCUGGUCGGCCGUCAGCUCGGAUGCCUAUCAGUCCUUCAAGCACCAGCAGCAGCACCAUCCCUUCCUGGCAGGAUCAGGUGACAACACCAAGUCCCUAGCUAGUGUAAACAGCUUAGCUGGCGAUAGCAAAUUCCUGAGUAGUUUUGGCUCUAGUGCCAAUGUCUAGAGUCAACCUUUAAGCUUGGGUCAAUCGAAAAGUGCUCAAUAAGUUAGAGGAUUCUAGAGGAUUCCCAGAGGAUAAGUUGUAGGCGUAUAUCAGUUGGCAGGUGGAAGCUGGGUUGUGGAAUGUUGUGAGGGUUUGGUGGGGGUUGAACUUCUCUAAGAAAUGUGUAAUACCUUUCCUUUUAACUCCAGUAUAAUAUGAUUCCAGCUGAUCUAGCUAUCCCUAGAGCAAUAUAUAAACGCCAUAACCCUCAUUUACCCACCCAUAGCUCGAUUAGACUUCCACCAUCCGAUGAAAGUCCCCAAAUCAGAAUCAACAACGAAAUGUAUGUAAAGAGAUACAGAACACCCGAAGUAAUUGGCUUGUAAAUAUAACUCCCCUAACUAUAUCCUAUAUAUGUAAAACCUUAACCCUAAAGCAUUUAGAAUAUUGCAUUUGGAGCAAGCAAAAUAACUCUAAUUUACACAAGAAACCAGAAUCCAACCCAAAUAGCACAGACGUAGUUGAAGUAAGUACAGCGAUGGAAAUCUUUAAAAGUUUGCAGCAAACCAUUACGAACUUUUGCAGAAAGUGUUCCCACAGAUAAGGAAACCAAUGUUGAAGCCAAAAAAGAAGAAUACCCAACCCUAACGAAAAUAUUACUUAGAGUUACAUGAAAAGCACGAUGAAGUUAGUUGUGUGUGUUGAAAGUAUUGAAACUCACCUCCCGCAAAGCUAAAUAAAUGCUAAUAAUAAGGCUGUUAAAUGUAAAAUAUCAUAAACGAUUCAAGAAUGAAUGACUAAACCUACAUUUAAACCGUGUAAUUAAAGCAUUAAAAUGUAAUUAACUGACACUAGAUUUAGUUUGAAUAGCUAAAAUCGGAAAACCGACAAGAGAGAAAAGCGAAAGUGCAAGGAUUACAGCAAAUAGGGGGAUUUAGCUGGAAAAAGACAAAAUAAUUCAACUAAUCAAUUAAUUGAUAAAUUAUGCAAUGAGAAAACUAAAAAUAAAGAAAAAUAUAAAAGCAAUCAGUAUCUGACAAAGUACAGUGCGUUUCGUAUUGGUAGGAUCGGAUUGAUUCGUAAUUUAUUAUCUAAAUAGAUUAUUGGUAAGUAAUAUAUUUGGUAACAAGCUUGUAGCUUUGAUAACUGAUAGUCAAGGCCUUAUUUAGAUGGAAACUAGCCCUCCCAAUUAGAUAAUCUGCCCAUUUUAGUUGCAAAUCGCUUUCUACUUAGCUGCACCGCUAAUUUUUUGUGGGAAAACGCGCUCUAAUGUGUGCGCCAAUUUUCCAUUUCAGCAAGGACAAUUUGGCGGCGACACAGUUGUGCCUACAUGGUGCUGGACAAUUCGAUGGAUUUUGUGAUUUGAAUUCAUUCGCUCGCCGUGUUUGUGGGCGGAAAAUUCAGGUAAGCCAACUAUUCUGCGGCCUGCCCACAAAACUUUUCACUGAUUUUCGAGUAGAGUUGCAUUUCCCCCGCCGACCGACCAGCUAAUUAAUUAUGCACUUUGCCCACCAGACCCAAAUCCCAAUUUGUCCUACAAAAUCAUUAAUGCAGGGCUCCCUAAUGAGGCAUUGUCCUUUUUCGCCGAAACCCAUGCAUUUCAAUAAAACAUUUGCAAUUGCGAAUUCACGAUAAACAGAAUUAUUUUAGAUUGCCGUCUCGCUUUGUUUGCCAUUGAUUUUUUAUUGCUCGUUUUUGAAUUGCCAGCUUUGUUGCAAAUUGUUGCUGACAGUUUAUGAUGUCUGUUUUUGUUGUCCAUGGACCAGCGCUUUGAAAUUAAAACCAAACGAGGCUUUAAAAAAAUAAUGCACUCAUGUUUGCAUGGGAAGAAGUCAAAUGAAAUGAAUAUCAAUUUGAUUAAAUGAAGCGUAAUGUUUUUCAACUUUUUAUCGCCAUGGCGCGGUGAAGUGCAGAGUACAGCCUAAAAUUCUGCUAAUGAGUAGUAAAAUAAUCUAUAAUUUAUUUCAUUUAAAAUAUUUUAAGUAAUUGUUUUAAACAGUAAUUCCUACUGCUCGUAGCUUUAGUUUGGCUAGCGUCCUUGAAGAGCUACCCAAUCCCCAGUUGCUUCACAUUUCCCUGGGAAAGUCGGAUCUUUAACUGCACUGCCGGCUUAUUACCCUUGGAUGAACUUUAAGCUUUUGCCGCUCGAGCAGCACCAGCUGCACUGGAUGCCCAAAUGCCCAGGAUAAUGUAUCAGUGACCAGGCCCACACCAUUAGCUUCGACACCCCGAAUGGAUGCCCUCCAAUUUCUCCAAUUUCUCCGUUUCCCCAUAGCCCCACAUCCCCAUUUCCCGAUUUCCACAUCGCAACCCACGCACAUCGCAUCCCCAGCCAACUGGCCAGGCCUAAACUACAAAUAGCCUUGGUGUCCGAAACACUGGCUACCGAUUGCCAUUGCCACUGGCCAGCCGAUAAAUAAGCCCGAAUUUAUCAUGAGCACGGAGCACACAUUCUCCGGACUGUCCCAUAUAUUGUGGGACUAUUAUAGCAGUGGCAGCCUCAUAAUUUUUGGCACCAAAUUGCCCGAUAGGCGUUGAAGCGUUCAAUUGAAUGUCGUCUAGCCGAGGACCUUUCCUUGGACCAUGUCCAUCCACGCCCACUCAGCUCGCCCCGCCCAACUAUUGUAUAAUCAAAACUAAUGGUCUAUAAAGAAUCAAUUCUCAAUUUGUUUAGCCAGCUGCUGCCCGGUCCAAUCUGAGCCGAGGACACAAGCGAACAGGACAAUGACACAGGAUAAUGCUGCAAAACGCUCGCUUCCAUUGCGCCAACUAAAAGUUUUCACUUCCCUUCGAUUUUCCCCGCUUUUCCGGCCCCUUGUGUGUGUAACACAUGCGGCGAAUAAAAUUUAAAUGCAUUUUGUAAAUAGUUCCAUA
Molecule: messenger RNA, 7403 nt
Organism: Drosophila simulans
Lineage: Eukaryota; Metazoa; Arthropoda; Insecta; Diptera; Drosophilidae
Product: roundabout homolog 2
Exons: 12
Coding region: 531-4550 (1339 amino acids)
Molecular function (GO): protein binding
Source: RefSeq, a predicted model, not a curated record